CAGGUGUGUAAACCUUCCAGUGCGCACAGGGCUGCGUCAAGCCAGCAGGUGAUUUGACUAACUUGUUUCCUUGUUUUUAAAUCACCCACUGAAACGCAGUCACUGUCAGAAGUCAGAGAGAAGCUGAGCUCAAAAUAGAGUCACACCUGAACCCUGAGCUCAGGAGGAUCCGUGAGAUAACCAGGCCUGGUGAAGGCGCGGGCGCGUUGCGUCGCGUCGGUCAGUGUUGGGGGAAGAAGUAUAUCAAAUGAACUGGGCUAGAAGUGAAGGUUUUCCCUCAGUCAUCGGUCUGUGUGGGGACAUCUGACACUUGGUUUCCUCUGCUGUUAUGGGUUUAAAAUGGCACCCGAUGAGGACCAACACUAACCACAGCAGUGCUGUCAGUGAUGAACCUGAAUGGAUUGGAUGUGGGCAGCCACCCCUGAGAGCUGAAUGUUGUUCCAGCAUCACAGUCACUAACACUGAGGUAGUUUUGAUUAAGGUGUCCAGUCUGAAGACAAGGUUGAACUAGGAGGGUCUUCAUCAUCACAUCCUCCUCCUCCUCCUCCCUGUGUCUUACCCCUGACUUCCUGUCCCUGCUGACGGCUGAAGCCUCAACAUCGUCUCCUGGGAGCUUCACCCUCGUCCUCUUGCUCCACCAGUCAUGAAUACAAACCUGAACUCUCACCCCCCUGAUGUCGCUGCUCCCAUUUCAGUCUGUGGUCCUCACAAUAAUUCCCAUGAUGCAUCUUUCUCCAGUGCGCCUUGCCCUCCAGUCAUUCAGACAAGUCACAGCUCUGUGACAGUGCUGAGCCGUAACCCUUCCCCCUGUCAGGCCUCAUCGGACCAAGAUGAAGAUCAAAACCCGAUCCCGUUACCAGAUCACUCUGCUUUGCCGCUUCCAGGCUCCAUCCCCAUCUUUGGCCUCAGGUCCAGGCCUGAGUCCAGCAUAGUUCCAGUCCUGACUCCAUCUUUAGUUCCUGCUGCCACAUUGAACCCUUACCCUAUCCUCCCAUCGUCCCAGGUCUCUGUCAUCUUCUCGUCCCCAGACCUCUGUCUAUCUCCACUCCCGUCUCCGUGCUCUGAGGAAUCCUGCCCGGACCUGGAGUGCUCCAUCUGCUUCAGCCAGUUCAACAACGUCUUUCGCUGUCCCAAGAUGCUUCAGUGCAAGCAUACAUUCUGCCUGGAGUGCCUGGCACGCAUGAACGUCAAGUCACCCGAGCCCAGCGCCAUCCAGUGUCCACUGUGUCGUGGCCUCACGCCCCUGCCCACCCUCGGCCUGCCCAGACUGACCACAGAUUCAGCUGUGCUGUCCUACCUGCCGGCCGCCAUGCAGAGGGUCUACAGCAUUCGCUUCCUCCGCAGCAAAGGGAGGCUGGAGGUCAAAAGGUCCUCUGAGGGUCGGAGGUCACUUCUGGGGGAUGGCGGCGUGGAGCUGGGCGGUGUGGGCGGAGCUCUGUUCAGACUGACGGAUCGGCCGGCGUGUCGAGCCUUCCUCCUGACGUCUAUGGUGAUGAUGAUGGUGCUGCUUGUGGGAAUCAUCAUCUUCAUCCUCACCUUCAAAAAGUGA
Messenger RNA from Monopterus albus (swamp eel), 1549 nucleotides. RefSeq names its product RING finger protein 186. Bases 644 to 1549 code for a protein of 301 amino acids. Gene Ontology annotation, molecular function: ubiquitin protein ligase activity. Gene Ontology annotation, biological process: protein ubiquitination. The record is from RefSeq and is a predicted model, not a curated record. NCBI's taxonomy places the organism in Eukaryota, Metazoa, Chordata, Actinopteri, Synbranchiformes, Synbranchidae. The transcript is spliced from 4 exons.